AUGGACUUAAGAUGGUUAUAGGAUGACGAUAACUUAGCAACUGCAGAUUAAUGCGACCAUUUUAAUGCAUCUUUCAUUAGUUCUCCAAAUAGAUCAUAAAUAGGAAAAACAAUAAAAAAUUAAUACACUGCAGUUGAAUUCACCGACACUUUGGGGAAGAUAUUUUAAGCUAUAAAGGAGAAAAAUUUGAAACAAGUUUAAAACUUAGUGAAUACACAUCAACAAAGAUCAAACAAUUUGGGAGGAGAUCCAGAAUUUAGAUGGGACAUCAUUAAUGAUUUAAGUCUAAAUUGGUCUCCUCUUCAUCAUUCCAUUUAUUUGGGUUGCGAAUAAAUAUUUAUGUGGUUUUUAAGCCUAGGAGGUGAUAUUACAUCGAUUACUUACGAUGGCUAUUCUGCUUUAACUUUGGCUGUUUUAUCAAAAAGUGAAUUAAUGGUCAAUCUAUUGAUUGCAUAACCAAACCUAAAUGUUAACCAUGUAUCACGGAAAGGAUCAGCUUUGCAUAUUGCAGCAUAAUCAAAUCAAAUUGCCAUUUUGGAAUUACUGUUGCAACACCCCAACAUCAAUUUGAAUAUAUACAAUGAUCAAUUACAAUAACCUAUCGAUUUAGCAACAGGAAAGGCUAAAAAGUUGCUAUAAAAAGAAAUAUAAUAACGUACGGAUGUAUAUUAGGAAUAAUCAAAAUCCUAAAUAUCAAUAAAGAGUUUAGACAAUUGUCAAAUAAAUACAAUAGAUACAUUCCUUAUCAACAGACCAAAGAAGCCGCCUGUUUACAAAGGAUACGUUGAGAAGUUGCACUUUUCCCACUUAUAUUCCUAUUAAAGAUAUAUAGUUGUAGAUCCGGAGUGUGGAACUUUGGUGAGAUUCCAAAAUAAAGAAAACUGCCCUUUAAAUCCCAAAGAGACAAUACCACUUUAAAAUAUAUAUAAUCUGUAGAUAAUUGUUAAAGAUAGAACAUUUGGUAACUAUUCAAUUUAAUUGUUGAUUGAAUACAAUGAAAAAAAAAUAUAUUUUCUUUUUUAAACUAAAUAAACUGCAUAAAUGUGGUAUGAUUCAAUCAAAACAGCAGCAGGAUAUUCAAAAUAUGUGAAAUAUAAGAUAGAUUAAUACUGUUAAAAAAAUGAAGGAUAAAAGGUAUUUAAUCAAGUCAAUAGCUUAUUAUUGGAUAUGAAUAAUUAGUCAAUAGAGAUUGAUUAAUAAAUUAAUGAAGAGUAAUAAAAGGAACAGAAUAUUGAAGUAAAGAAAAAAUAAAAAAAACAGUUGUUCGAUAAUCUUAAAUUCUCAGAUUUUUUUAUUUUGGAAAUUCUUUAGAAAGGGUCCUUUGGCACAAUUUAUAAGGCUAAAUAUUUCAAAGAUGAAAAGAUGUAUGUUUUAAAGUAAUAAAACAAAGAUUAACUCAGAAAGUUUUCUUAACUUGAUUAUGCAAUCAAUGAAGUAAAACUCUUAAGAAAGAUAAAUCAUCCCUUUAUUAUUAGUGUAAAUGGGUUAUUUUAAACUAAACAAAAUUUGUAUUAUUAAAUGAAAUAUUAUGAAAAAGGAGACCUGUCUGAAUAUAUAGGAUAGGGUUGUGUUUUAUCUGAGAAUGUAUCUAAGAUUUUGGUCGCAUAAGUAAUAUUAGCAAUUGAAUACUUACAUUCAAUCAAUAUCAUAUAUAGAGACCUGAAGCCGAUGAAUAUCUUAGUAAGUAAAAAUGGGUUCUUAAAGUUGGCUGAUUUGGGAUUGGCUAAGGAAAUUAUAAAUGAUAGGGUUGCCUUAUCAUUUUGUGGAUCUCCUGCUUAUUUGGCCCCUGAAAUCAUAAAAGGUGAUGGUGCAACCUAGUCUGUUGAUGUAUAUGGAAUAGGAGUCUUGCUAUAUGAAAUGUUGAGUGGAUAUCCUCCUCAUUACGUAAAAAAUAUAGACUUAAUGCUGGAGAGAAUUUAAUAUUGUCCUAUUGAUUAUGAUAGAAUAAAAUCAAAAAUGGCAGUCAAAAUCUUGAAGGAACUGCUUUAGCGAGAUUAGACGCAGCGUCCAAAUUUGGCAGAGAUAAAGAAUCAUAUAUUUUUUGCUGAUAUUUGUUGGAAUAAACUACUGACUAAAAGUAUGCUUCUUCCGAAAUUGAUAAAGAGAAACAAGGAGUAAAUUAUUAAUUAACAAAAAUUUUCAGAAGCAAUUAUUGAUGAAGACUAUUUGGAUGAGGAGGAGAAGCUCAAUUAUAUUGAGAAUUGGAGUAUGUCAUGA
Molecule: messenger RNA, 2217 nt
Organism: Paramecium tetraurelia
Lineage: Eukaryota; Ciliophora; Oligohymenophorea; Peniculida; Parameciidae
Exons: 4
Biological process (GO): protein phosphorylation
Molecular function (GO): ATP binding; protein binding; protein serine/threonine kinase activity
Source: RefSeq, a predicted model, not a curated record